Suillus paluster is the source of this 906-nucleotide messenger RNA. RefSeq lists its product as uncharacterized. The coding region runs from base 1 to 906 and encodes 301 amino acids. Gene Ontology annotation, molecular function: isomerase activity. The record is from RefSeq and is a predicted model, not a curated record. Lineage: Eukaryota; Fungi; Basidiomycota; Agaricomycetes; Boletales; Suillaceae. Gene Ontology annotation, cellular component: cytoplasm. The transcript is spliced from 2 exons. Gene Ontology annotation, biological process: biosynthetic process.
AUGGCUACUUAUCCCUAUGUCAUCGUAAACGCAUUCACGCGUACGGCCUUCGGGGGUAACCCAGCUGUUAUCGUUGCUCUCCCACCAGGCUUUCUUUCUCAGUCCCAAACAUUCAGCGAAGAAACCAUGAUAGGAAUCAGUCUCACAUUUGCGCAGCCCAUCUGCGUCUUUCUGUCGCUAUCCCAAAACGACUCCACCCUCCUUGACGUCCGAUUCUAUACUGGCCCCCACGCACCACUUAUCUGUGGACACGGGAUGUUCGCUGCAGUGAAGGCACUAUGUACAAAUGCACUGCCAUCCCUUGGUCAAUGGGGUCCCGAAGUAAAGCUCAGCACGAAGGCUGGUACGAUUAUUUCUGCAUUCAGCGUCGCAGAGACCGUUUCCGAUGAAGAAAAGUAUGAAAUUGCGCUUCCCGCCACUCCAGUUGUUGCCCUUCUGAAUGCAGAGACGGCAAGGAUUGCAAGUGUAGUCAGCGAGGCCGCCGGCAGGGAUAUACAGGUGGAGUAUGCCGCCAAAGGCGAGGGCGAGAUGGGCAAUUACUUGAUGAUUGUCGUCGGUCCAAAUGAAAACAUAGGCGACAUGAAACUAGAUACUGAUGUGCUGCGCAAAACUUCUUACGGUAUCAAUAUCAUCACACACAUUACGCCUGAGGCGGAUCAAGUCUUCGUCUCGCGUAUGUUUGCACCUGCAUACGGUCUCCCUGAAGACCAUGUCUGUGGAAGCGCACACACGUUGCUCGUACCUUACUGGGCGACUCGACUCGGAAGGAGGAAUCGGGAGGAGAUGUACGUUCGUCAGGUGAGCCCGCGCGGAGGAGAGUUGUGGGUAGCUUGGGAUCAGGACAAAGAUCUUGUCAGGCUCAAGGGCUACGCGAAACCUUUUGGAAGAGGUGAAUUAACCGUCUGA